AUCUCUUUCUGAACUCGACCCUCGUCGCAAAAAUGUCUGCGGCCUUCUCUUCGGUUCGCGCGAUUCGUCGCCCCGGCUCCUUCGCCGGGGAAAAGCACAGUCCUCCUGUGGCCUCCAGCAAGUUCGCCUCCGAUUUCCUCGGGUGCGCCGGGAGGCUUCCAUUCGGGGCCCUCUCCGUGUCCAUCCGCCCCCGCUCUGCUCGGCGUCGCGGAUUGUCCUCCGUCGUCGCGGUCUCAGAUGUCGUCAAGGAGAAGAAGCUCAAGCGUUCUUCCUCGUCUUCGGAUUUGCUUAUUACGAAAGAGGAAGGAUUGGAGCUCUACGAGGACAUGGUUUUGGGCAGGACUUUUGAGGAUAUGUGCGCUCAGAUGUACUACAGAGGCAAAAUGUUUGGCUUCGUCCACCUCUACAAUGGCCAAGAGGCUGUAUCCACUGGGUUCAUCAAGCUUCUGAAGCAAGAAGAUUGCGUGGUUAGUACCUACAGAGAUCACGUCCAUGCGCUGAGCAAAGGGGUUCCUGCUCGCGCAGUGAUGAGUGAAUUGUUCGGAAAGACGACCGGCUGCUGCAGAGGUCAAGGUGGCUCUAUGCACAUGUUCAGCAAAGAGCACAAUUUGCUCGGCGGGUUUGCCUUCAUUGGCGAAGGGAUUCCAAUUGCUACUGGUGCUGCUUUCACCUCAAAGUACAGGAGGGAGGUCUUGAAAGAAUCCGACUGUGAUCAUGUCACGGUCGCGUUCUUCGGGGACGGGACCUGUAACAAUGGGCAGUUCUAUGAGUGCUUGAACAUGGCCGCAUUGUGGAAGUUGCCUAUCGUGUUUGUGGUGGAAAACAAUCUGUGGGCGAUUGGGAUGUCUCAUCUGAGAGCGACUUCUGAUCCGCAGAUAUGGAAGAAGGGGCCUGCAUUUGGAAUGCCCGGUGUCCAUGUGGAUGGUAUGGAUGUGUUAAAGGUGAGGGAGGUUGCUAAGGAGGCUAUUGGAAGAGCAAGGAGAGGGGAAGGACCUACAUUGGUCGAAUGUGAAACUUACAGAUUUAGGGGACACUCUUUGGCUGAUCCUGACGAGCUUCGUGAUCCUGCUGAGAAGGCUCGCUAUGCUGCGAGGGAUCCCAUUGUGGCCUUGAAGAAGUACAUUCUUGAAAACAAUCUGGCAAGUGAAGCUGAGCUAAAAGCCAUUGAAAAGAAGAUAGAUGAGAUUAUGGAGGACUCCGUGGAUUUUGCGGAUGCAAGCCCUCUUCCACCCAGAAGCCAGCUCCUGGAGAACGUGUUUGCUGAUCCUAAAGGCUUUGGCAUAGGCCCCGAUGGAAGGUACCGGUGCGAGGACCCCAAAUUCACAGAAGGGACUGCCCACGUCUAAGCCUCUACUAUUUGUCGGUUCUCUUUGCCUCUUGUUGCGGCGUGUGCGAAAGGUAUAUGAGACCCUUUUCCUUGUUAGAUUAUCUCCUCCUCUUUCUUGUUAGAUUAUCUCCUCCUCCUCCUCCUCCUCUUCCGCUUUGAUUGCUCUUAGGUUUGCUACUUUGAUUACUUCUUAGGGCCCUGCCAUUAGCUUCUCCUUAGCUUCGGUUGACAUUGAACCAUGUAUGUGAUCGAGCUGUUAUAGGCUGGACAAUGAGCAUGUGGAUCAUUUUCUCUGCAUUAAGUAAGUAAACUUGGUUGAUUUA
Messenger RNA from Rhodamnia argentea, 1650 nucleotides. RefSeq names its product pyruvate dehydrogenase E1 component subunit alpha-3, chloroplastic-like. Gene Ontology annotation, biological process: pyruvate decarboxylation to acetyl-CoA. Gene Ontology annotation, molecular function: pyruvate dehydrogenase (acetyl-transferring) activity. Gene Ontology annotation, cellular component: intracellular membrane-bounded organelle. The record is from RefSeq and is a predicted model, not a curated record. The transcript is spliced from 3 exons. Bases 33 to 1346 code for a protein of 437 amino acids. NCBI's taxonomy places the organism in Eukaryota, Viridiplantae, Streptophyta, Magnoliopsida, Myrtales, Myrtaceae.